Messenger RNA from Drosophila takahashii, 800 nucleotides. Its product is annotated as androgen-induced gene 1 protein. Gene Ontology annotation, cellular component: endomembrane system; membrane. The record is from RefSeq and is a predicted model, not a curated record. Lineage: Eukaryota; Metazoa; Arthropoda; Insecta; Diptera; Drosophilidae.
CAUCCGGAAAUGGAGCGACGCAACUGGACGAAUGGGUUGCGCCUGCUGUGGCACCUGACCGCCGCCGUUCACCUGGGCUACGCCAUCUACUACGACUACCGGUUCGCGCAGCUGCCGCAAUUGGCGGUGACAAUGCGCCUGGAGCCACCGAUGGGCGGCAAGUUCAAGUACAUGACCUUCCUGGGCGGCCUGCUGCAGUUCGGCUACUACGCCCUGGCGCUGACCUAUGACCUCGUGCGGCAGAGGUCGCUGCGAAGGCUGCGCGACUACGUACUGGCCACCUAUGUGGUGCCGCUGGCCCUAACGGUCGGCAUGACAUUUUGGACCCUCUACGGCAUCGACAGGGAGUCGAUAUACCCGGAACUGCUGGACCUGGUCUAUCCCAACUGGCUCAACCACACCAUGCACAGCUUUGUCGUGAUCUACGCGUUGGUCGAACUGGGAGUCACACGGCAUCGAUAUCCGGAACGCAGGCGGGGAUUCAUUGGACUUGGCGCCUUCAUGGCAGGGUAUCUUAUGUGGAUUCACUACGUCUGGCUGAGCACGGGCAUCUGGGUCUAUCCCUUCCUGGGCGCCAUCGACUGGCCCCUGCGGAUCCUCUUCUUCGCCCUGAUCCUGUCACUCGGCUUUGCUUACUAUCUCUUUGGUGAGCACGUGAAUCUUGUCCUGUGGGGGCGAGCCAACCGACAUCGCAGGUGGAGUGGCAGCGAUUAAAGGCUCUUACAAUUUUUUCAAAAUAUUAAUUUAAGACUAGGAAUUAGGAUUGCAAAAAUAAAAUAUAUAAGUUUCUCACCCGUUCA